CUAAAAUUUUGGGCAUCCGUCGCUCCUGACAUUCCUACGGAGAAGCGCCUUUUGGUCUAGGGAAGCCGCGGGCGGCGGAGAGAGAGACAACAGGGAACGUCGAGGCGAUCGUCCAAAAGAAAAAAAAGAAAAAAAAAUCGGAAAGCAAUGGGGCUGUGGGAUGCGCUCUACCGCGUCGUCAUGCGCCGCAACUCCGUCUACGUGACCUUCGUCGUCGCCGGCGCCUUCGCCGGAGAGCGGGUAGUGGAUUACGGAGUUCACAAGCUGUGGGAGCACGUUAAUGUUGGGAAAAGGUAUGAAGAUAUUCCAGUGUUGGGGCAAAGGCAGCCUGAAUGAUGCUGAUCAAUCUUUUAGCACAUGGUGCAGUGAAUUUGAGUUUAAAAAGUGUUUCUCAAGCUCUUUUUUUUUGUGUAAUAAGUACUUAGAAACCAAAAUAGGAGAAACGAAAAUGGCUUUUGAGUCAGCAGACCUCUUUUUUUUUUUCCCAGUGUCUUGCUUGAACAUUUAAUUUGAUGGUUGAAGUGUCGGCAUGCUCUGAUCUUAUGCAAUCUUGUUUGUAUCUUGAGCAAAAUAAUUUUCAAGAUUUCUUCUAUCAUUUGGGUUGUAACAUUUAAUUCUACAUAAUACUCGGCAGUAAGAUAGUUAUAUUGUUGGAUAA
Molecule: messenger RNA, 658 nt
Organism: Ananas comosus (pineapple)
Lineage: Eukaryota; Viridiplantae; Streptophyta; Magnoliopsida; Poales; Bromeliaceae
Product: cytochrome b-c1 complex subunit 9-like
Exons: 3
Coding region: 148-336 (62 amino acids)
Biological process (GO): mitochondrial electron transport, ubiquinol to cytochrome c
Source: RefSeq, a predicted model, not a curated record